UGCAUGCGAGCUAAUUUAAUCAAUCUGGAUUUUAAGCUUUCGUGACUGCAGGAACCCAUACGCUGGUUCUUUUGGUAAAGUCACGUCGAUAGAAAAAAAAGAACACGAAGUUUCGGUCGCAACACAAGCGUCCGUCAUCAGGUGAGAAAGUGAUCUGCUUUUGUAGCUUUAUAGAGGCACGGGAGGGGUUUUUUUUCAGAGUGGUGGCUGCAGGAGUUCACGAGGAGAGGGGGUAUGGAAUUGAUGUUGCAAAAUUGGUACAGUGCCAGCAGGACAUGUGGCCAGAUGACGAACGUGUGAUCUACGUAUCUCUUCCACAAGGAAGGACGUCUGGUGGAUGUCUGGAUGGUAUCUCAAAUUUCUCCAUGAAAACAUUCGCUACCACUGGUGAUAGGGGAGAGCCCAUUGGGGUACCUUAAUUCUGUUUGUCGAAAGUAUUACAGGUGAAGUGGAAAAUGAUGGCAAGCUACCAUUCCUGGUUGAGACCUGAUGGCUCGUUGGGACACUGUCUAUAGGAGAGCCACCCACACGGAUUCCUAUCUAAUGCCUGACUCCCACCACCAUCCAGCCCAGAAGAAUUCCCUCAGCAAAACACCACCAUAGGGCUCGUUGCAUCUCCGACCAGCACCACCUAGCCGUUGAGCCUGAGCACGUAUGCCAGGCUCUCAGGAGGACAGGAUAUUCUGACCGCACAAUCCGCAAAGCUGCAUCCCCCAACCAUGGGUAGAGAACCAUCUGAGGACCCAAUCAAAAUCAUCACCUUGCCAUACAUAAAAGGGGUCACCAAAAGGAUUUCCAAAAUCUCGAACAAACACAAGAUCCAAGUUCGGUUCAAUACAAUACACAAAAUCCGUGAUUUGAUUUUAUCGGUGAAGGAUGUGAUUCCGGACAUGCAAUGUCCUGGUGUGUAUAAGCUGAGUUGUGUCUGCGGCAACAAUUACAUUGGUGAAACGAAGCGACAUGUCUUAGACCGGGUUUGCGAACACAAAGCGGAUUUUAAACACAGUAGAACCAACACCUCAGUGGUGGCGGAUCGUUGUUUCAAUGCUGUGGGCACAUGGCAUUGUUUUUUCCGAGACCAAGGUGCUCUGCAGACCCUCGGGCUACCAUCAGAGAUUUGUUCAUGAAGCCAUCCAGAUAUACAAACAGACAAAACUUUAAUCGAGAAGAUGGAUUCAGAUUGAGCAAUCAUUGGAAGGACGUGAUAAACCACAAGUUUUUAACUGCUGUGAUUCUCACUUACACCCGUGCUGUUUUCGUUUAUUAAUUCAAGCUCAUUGACAUGCUAAUUUCUCCAGCCCCCACUCAGCCCUGCACGCCACAAACCCUCUCCCCGUGAACUCCUGCAGCCACGACUCUACACACCCCCCCCCGUGCCUAUAUAAAGCCACAACAGCAGAUCAUUCUUUCUCACUUGAUGACGGACGCUUGUGUUGCGACCGAAACGUGUUUUUUUACGAAUUUAAUCACUCCAUAAUAGUGGAUUCCAUUUGGAUGCUUUCUCUCUUGGCUGCCAUCCACCCACCAGCAAUCGCUGAUGUGUUCUGCCCAAGCCCACGACACAAUUGACUUUAUCUUGUAUACUCUUAAGUAGUCGGGUGUCCAAACAUACACCAUUUUCUGAUCCUCACAGCAGGUACUUCGCAUUCAUUGCAAACUUAGGCAAAUGAGUAUAUUGCAUUUCAGCAAUUUAAGCUUUAAAAAACGCGCACCAACCUGCUCUGCUGCAAAUUCAUCAAUUUGAUAAAGUUACUGCACAGAGUAUAUAUGGUGUCCAUAAUAGAGGUUUUUGGGUUAGAUCGUGUAAAUAAAUGAUGUUAAGCCUGCCACUACCCGACAGCCAACUUGUAAGGGUUGUCACGUAAACAACAUGCUAGUACAUCACACCGAUGUGUUGGAAAGCCAAGUCACAACAUUUACAAUCGGAUUAUUGUUGUGGCUUGGCUGUAAAUAUAGCUUGGCUCUCCAACACACCGGUGUGCUGUGCCAAUGAUGAAUUGACAUGUUCUAUUUAUAUGACAACCCUUACGAGUUGGCUGUGUCGGGUGGUGGUGGGUUUAACGACAUUUACGCGAUCUAACCCAAAAAACCUCAUGGAUGAUAUUGGUCGCGAAAACCUGCGUGUUAAACUCUACAUUUUGUGUUUUGCAUUUCUCAGCGUGCAUUAAGUCCAUAAUGUAUGCAUAAAGAGUGCCGUGUGCAUUGAAAUGUGAGACUUUUGUAAAAAUCCAUAAACUUGACAGGAAAUGUAAUCUCAAUUGGCUAAUCUGUUCAUAAGGUACGGGAUCAAGAACAACGCGGUGGACUCUUAUCGGGAUAAAAUCACACGUGAAUAUAAAGGAGUAGUGGUCCACUGGUUAAUGGACUCGUAAACCUUACAACCUGAGUUUUAUUCCCAGCCAUGGCUCAACGGUGGCGAGUGAUAACCGGUCCUGGGCUUCAUGCAUAAUGUGGUGAAUUAUGCCAUAUAACCCCCAUGACUAGAAUGGUGUGAGGAGGCCUCCGGUUUACUGACAAGGACUGAACGUUAAACAAGUUAACAGGUUCUUUUUAAAACGGCAGAAAACAAUCAACUUCCAGGUGAGCCCUCUAAUCAGUGUGGAUUUCAGCUGGUUAACUUAAGGGUGGUUUUCAUGCCUACUGGAGCACUGACGAAUCAGCAAUAUGGCCAUUGACAGUAUGGGACAAGUGGUCUAAAUUACACCCACGAAUUAGGCAAUAAACAACGCACAUCACAACAUUGCUAGGACAAGAAUGAAUGUUGGACGAAACGGGUGAUUCCUGGGAGUGCUUCCACCGUGGAAGCGGUGAGAUCAACUCGUCAAAGAGGCGCGCUGUGGUGAGAUGUUAACUACCUCGUCUGGUGCACAGGACGUCGUGGGUUCGAUCCCGACCCUGACGCCUGCUGCAUAUUUGGAGUGUGCGUGUUCUCUCCGUAGUUGCGUGGAUUUUUCGCCGUGUCCUCCGAUUUUCCCCACCACAUUUAGAAACGCACGUGUUAGAAUAUGGUGGCUGCUGGUAUAAAUUUCCACGCCAUAAGCCACUUCGUUGAGCCAUCAUUGGUAGCCAGGUCGCUUCUGAAAAAGAGCUAUGUAGCUCGUCGGGCCUCAGCUGGUAAAAUUAAAAUUAUUUAAAUUGUUUUAUAGAUGAGAUUGUGGCACUGCAGCAGCGAGAGUGGAUGGACUCGCUCAUGAUAACAAUGAAGAUGAUCGUGACGCUCACGUGCCAUGGUGCUCGAUGCCUCGCGCAGCGGAUAAAAACAACGGCUACUUGCGACUGAUGAUCAUAACUUAUCAAAGUCCUCGAUGUUGCUACCGUUUGCUGAUGAGGAUCAUACUGCUGCUGUUGAAUGCCGGAGUUUGCUGCUCAUGUUGGAGAAGCUGAUGAUCCUCCUCCUGCUGCUGCUGCCAUUGAUGAUAACGAUGGCAUCGAUGAUAACGAUGGUAUCGAUGAUAACGAUGGUAAUGAUGAUAACGAUGGUAAUGAUGCUGCUGUUGAUGAUGUUGCCACCGCUGCCACUGCUGAUGGUCGCAUGCCGAGUGGCGGCCGUCAGCGCCGCGCUCCUUCCACGCGAGGCCAGGGCAGCCCCCCACCCACACGCCGCCUGCCCCCCCCCCCACGCCGCCUGCCCCCCUCCCCCCCACGCCAGCAGCGGCACAGACGGGCUGUAACAAUCGGCACACUCCCCCCCGCGCGGGUCAAUUUUGCGCCCGCCCCGCUGAUUUCGCGCGGCCGCCGUCAGAGUCUCACCGCCGCCAGGGGGCGGUGGCCGCGCUCGCCAGGCCUGGGCCCUUCCCAGAGCCUCCUUCCAGUCGCACAUUCACGUGGGAGGCGGCAGCAGCGGCGGCGGCUUUAAAGGAGGCGUGGGGUGGGAGGGCGACUAACGUCCCUGUAGGUGUGCCACAGGAGCGAGGGAGGUGGUGGAGUGAGGAGGUUGGUGUAGAGGAGGGUUUACGGUGACGACCUGCAAGAUGGCAGCUGGGGUGGCUGUAGGCGGCCCCACGAGUUUUUCAGCGUGGCUGGGCACGCAGGGCGCGAGCGCGAGCAUGGCGCUCGCGCUCGAGCAGGAGCUGGGCAUCGGCAGCGAGGAUACGCUGCUGGCCUGCGCCGAGGACCCGCACAUCCGGGCGGAGUUGCUCUCCCUCGCGCGGCGCCGGCUGCCCUUCGGCUCGUACGCUGUGCUGGCGCGCCUGCUGCGAGGGGUUUGGCGGCUGCGGAUUGCGGCGGAAACUUUCGGGGGCACGGAGGCGGCGGCGGCAGCGGCGGCGGCGGUGCUGCCGCCGACGGACUCGUGCCAGCUCCGCUGCGGGGAGCACAGCCUGCUCACCAGCCUCCUGCACGCCAUCGUGAUGACGCUCAGCAGUUUGAGCCAGGAGCUGCAGGAGUCGGCGGAGAGGUUCAGCUGCCUGGAUGGGCUGGUGCAGGCGGGCGCCAGCCCACGGAGCACAGGCUCGCCGGUGCCAGCAGAGGCAGUGGACAGCCCUGUUCCAGUGGAGUCUUCGUCCCCUGUGGAUGCUUUCGGGGCGCUCGCAGACGAGGAGCAAAACCCGUCUCGAGCGUGGGAUGUAAACAUCAAAAUGGAGCCGGUCGGUGAAAGUACACCUGACAGCUCUGAUGGGUUUUCUGGCCCCAACUUGGAUGUGUCUUUCGUGAAGGUGGAAGUGGAGACCGAUUGCCUGGAGAACGGUGAUGUGCCAGAGUGCAGUAGAAAAGAGGCAUUAGAAGAUCUGGCAUGCACGUGUCAUCAGGACGUUUCUGCCCAAUGCUGCAGCAAGGAAUAUUGCAAUGACGUCAAUACGUUAAAGCAAUGGAAAGCAGCCAGACCCAAAUACAAGUGGAAUAACGACCAGGGCAGGUCACCGGACUGGGCUGUUGAUAAAACGUCACUCGUGAGGAAUAGCAACAAUCCACGCUGUGACAAGGGCAGCGGUAAGAAAGAUUUGGGAGAAGUCUGGAAUCCCAACCUGACUCUUGAUCAGAGCGUGGUUCUCAUUGAAGAUGACAAUCCGUUUACGGCUGAGAACAGUGUUGGAUAUCAACACCGAGUGCAUGCGACUCCAGGUGCUCAAACGCCGACGAUGCACCUGGAUAACGAUGGCUCGCCUGUGCAGAUAUUCACACAGCCGGUGAGGACUUCUGCCACGGAAGACGAAGUUCAUGGCACUGAUAAUCAAGAAGACGCUGUUUCAUCAAUGGAGCCGCCACCGUCUCUGGGAGCGGCACAGGCAGAGGAUGUUCCGUAUGAUGGCUGCGUGGAGCGUGGCCAGGAGUUUUCGCUGCCGGCUCAGUACGUGCGGCACGUUCCUUGUCACCGACGCGGCGGGGACGGCGGCGUGAACGACGGCGCCGCGGGAGGCGGCCGUCCCUUCACGUGCCCGCUCUGCGGGGCUUGCUUCUCGCACCUAUCGGCGCUCAACCGCCACAAGCGCACGCACACGGGCGAGCGGCCCUUCUCGUGCGAGGAGUGCGGCAAGCGCUUCACGCAGUCGUCGCACCUGAACCGCCACAUGCGCACGCACACGGGGGAGAAGCCCUUCAAGUGCCUCCACUGUGGCAAGGGCUUCCUGCAGUCGUCCGACCUCGCUCGUCAUCAGCGCACGCACGCACGCCGCCCCCACAGCCACCAACGCCAAUGAGAUGAUUCAUCAGCAUGGUCAACGAAGGACCGUUGUGCCAAACGCGUGACCUUUUGCGACAGCAUUCGCAUAAACUGAUCUUGCUGCCAUAUACCAGUGUCUCAAGUAAUUUGUUUGAUCCAUGUAUCGCGAUGGCGGUGCCAUUCCUUUGAGGGUCGCAGUCCACCUCAAACGUUAACCGCCAACUGAAGUGCACAAUUUGCUGGAGAUUGUGCAUCCAGACGGGCGACGUAUCUAAACAGUGACAGCCAUCUCCCUCCAACGAAGCUCCCAAUUGCGAGGAGACCGGUCGCAGAUGCUAAUGGUGACAUUUACAACGAAGUUGAACCAUCGGAUGCCAAAAAGACAUCUUUGGCAUCGCAUGUGGACGAACUGCAGCCGAUCCAAAUGAGCUUGAACCAAUUUCCAGGCCUUCGCACGAUACAGAAAUUCUGACAACGCAGCUCUGGCAGACUCAAUUUGGUGCCCGAAUGUGUCUCAGACCGUUCAUUAUUCCAGAGGCCAGGCCGAUCCGGCGCAUAACUUCAGGUCUACGUCGUCCAUCAGUGGUCUGUUCAGAUCCCAGGUAGAGAAAUUCCUCCACUGCUUCGACAGCAUUACCAUUAAUUAUGCAGUUUGCUUCUGGAGGUCCAGAGCCUAAGUUCUGGAAUUGAGAUCUCCACCCUAUAUUGGGGUGCCUACAAAAUAUCUCCACGAUUGCCAAACGUCUUCAUUUCAAUAGCAUUGACAUCCCUUUGACUUCACCUAUUUUUUUGUUUGAGUUCACAUUUGUAGGUUACAAAGAGGUUGUGAGAAACUUAUGCUUGGCAUUGGGAGAGGACACUUCUUUUUUUAAUAUCAUUACUCUGCUUGUUUACCCAGGAAAGCCUAACUUAGUCUCAACUCUUUUUCUGGAGGGUCCUGGCAGGACGUUUGCAGUAGGGGGCGAUGAUUAUCUUUGUUUCCCAGUAACACGAUUUGCAGGUUUUUUUUUAUUUAGCAAAUCUGGAUCAUGACACGAGCAUACAAUGGUCUACUGUUCAUCUAAUAAUGUCAUGGGAUCAUUAACGUCCACUCUGAAACAGACGGCGUGUAUUUUAUUCUUAAUACACAUGAAGUAUUAACCAGGGCAGCCUGCCAGAUUCAAACCGCAAACCUCUGCAAGAAGCGGCAAAUCCACAACCGCCUGGUCAUGUGACCGGCCAAACUGAACACGCAACUAUCGUUUUGCACUCGUCAAAAACAUUUUUUUAAUGAUUGCUUUGUAACAGCUCUUACGUGUGUCAGCGUUAAUAUUUGUACCAGAAACGAACAGGAAUAAAAUGUUUUUUUUUU
Messenger RNA from Petromyzon marinus (sea lamprey), 6950 nucleotides. RefSeq lists its product as uncharacterized. Lineage: Eukaryota; Metazoa; Chordata; Hyperoartia; Petromyzontiformes; Petromyzontidae. The record is from RefSeq and is a predicted model, not a curated record. Gene Ontology annotation, molecular function: DNA-binding transcription factor activity, RNA polymerase II-specific; RNA polymerase II cis-regulatory region sequence-specific DNA binding. Gene Ontology annotation, biological process: regulation of DNA-templated transcription.